AUGAACCCGAACUCCUCUAAUGUGGCCUUUUUCUCCCUCACUGCGUACUUCCACCUGGGGCCACUGCGUUACCUCGUCUUUGCUGUCCUUUUGAUUUUGUAUGUCUUGAUGCUUCUCUCCAACGCGCUGAUUGUGGCCGUCAUCUAUCAGAACCGAAGUCUUCACGAGCCCAUGUAUAUUUUAGUAUGUAGUUUGUUUGGUAAUGGUAUCUUUGGUAGCUCCAUAAUGUUCCCUUUCCUUUUAUACCAAAUCCUCCAAGACGUACACAUUGUUCCGAGCCAGUUCUGCUAUUUCCAGGCCUUUGCCAUACAUGUGUACGGGAUCGUUGAAUACUUCACUUUAUCUGUGAUGUCAUAUGAUCGUUAUUUGGCCAUUUGUGUACCGCUACAAUACAACACACGGAUGACCAGAGACAAAACAGCUGUGAUGAUGGUGAUACCGUGGUUGUACGCGUGUUUCAUUUGCCUUGUUAUGAUCAUGUUAAGUUCAUCUCUGCGUCUGUGUGGAAAUGCCAUCCAAAAAGUGUACUGUGACAACUUUCCCAUUGUCAGACUAGCCUGUUCUGACACUUCAAUAUUAAAUGCUUAUGGACUGGUCAUCAGCAUAGUCAACAUAUUCUCCCCGAUGCUGCUAAUCCUCAUCACAUACUUCCGCAUUCUCCGUGUGUGUUUCUUAGGAAGCGUUCAAACACGUCGCAAGGCUCUGGCCACGUGCAUGCCUCAUGUUGUAUCUCUGAUGAACUUUGGCCUCGGUGCAGCAUUUGAGAUAAUCCAAUACAGGUUUAACUUGAGUUACCUGCCUGAAUCUGUACGGAUUUUUCUAUCCCUUUAUUUCUGGUUGGUCCAACCGAUUUUAGACCCCUUUGUGUACGGACUCAGUAUUUCCAAGAUCAGGGUCCUCUGCAAAAACCUGUUUGUCUCUAAGAUAUGA
Molecule: messenger RNA, 930 nt
Organism: Periophthalmus magnuspinnatus
Lineage: Eukaryota; Metazoa; Chordata; Actinopteri; Gobiiformes; Gobiidae
Product: olfactory receptor 10A3-like
Exons: 1
Coding region: 1-930 (309 amino acids)
Biological process (GO): G protein-coupled receptor signaling pathway
Cellular component (GO): membrane
Molecular function (GO): olfactory receptor activity; G protein-coupled receptor activity
Source: RefSeq, a predicted model, not a curated record